AUGAAAGAACCGUUUCACCGUUGUUUCCCAAAAGAACGGUUCACGAAACAACGAACACCCACUGCUAGGCCCCACUGGCCGACCCCGCGGAAGAUCGCCAAUGUGAUUCCCUUCCAGUACAUUUUCUUGUCCCGGCUUGGGCAGGCGCUGGUGACUGGCCAUCGGGGUGCCCUGCCCGGGGCCCCAAAGCAUAUGUCCUACUGGCACCAACUGGGUUGGCCUCUUAUGGCCGGUGCCUUCACGGUGGUGGAGAUGCUUUUCGCGCUGCAGUUCAGGAACAUGAGUGGCAGUACCUCGCCACUCUUCAAAUGCGAUGUGGUUUCGGAUUUCUAUGGGGCGGCGCAGGUCCUCGACUAUUCCUUUCGAGACUUGGUCUCGGCUGGGAAGGUGGAUUGGAAGAUCGGAAACCCAGAAGCUUACAGUAAACAUGGCUUGUUGGUGAAUGGACAGGAGCUGCCAGCAGAUCUCAUCGUCUAUGGCACAGGCUUCGAGAAGGACUACAGUGUGCUCUCGGAGGACGUGAGAUCCAAGCUGGGCAUCGAAGCGGAUGGACUCUACCUCUACCGUCACACCUUGCCCCCCCCGGGUGCCUCGCUUGGCCUUCGUGGGGAGCGAGGUGGCCACCAUCUCCAACAUCUCCAGCUACGGCUUGCAAUCAGCUUGGCUUGGCAAGGUUUGGUCCAACCAGGUUGA
This is a messenger RNA of Durusdinium trenchii, 693 nucleotides long. Lineage: Eukaryota; Dinophyceae; Suessiales; Symbiodiniaceae. The record is from the annotation of a GenBank genome assembly.